This is a messenger RNA of Exophiala viscosa, 651 nucleotides long. RefSeq lists its product as uncharacterized. The record is from RefSeq and is a predicted model, not a curated record. Bases 1 to 651 code for a protein of 216 amino acids. The transcript has a single exon. Lineage: Eukaryota; Fungi; Ascomycota; Eurotiomycetes; Chaetothyriales; Herpotrichiellaceae.
AUGGACGAGAGACAAUCAUCAAAUCCUCAACGAUCACAAGAAGAAUACCGGAGGAGAUCCGGCUCAAGCACGCCCACUGGAACACAAAGGUCCCCGGAAGCCAGCCAUCGACCUCAAUCCUACCAGAAGAGUCCCCGUCCAUUCGACCUCGAAACAGAGACAUAUACACCAACACAACGCUUUUCCUACGAAGACGCAGAAGCUCAAAAUCCUUGGCCGGAAGAGCGAUCACCACAAGACAGUCCAGGAGGCAGACGACGCCAGUCACCAUCACCACCAGGCAAGGGCAAAGGCAAGCAACGCGAAAUGAGCAGUCAAAGUCGCAGCCCGGACCGGUAUCCGUCACCAACACAAGGAUCGUCGCAGCAGUACCAAUACUCGUACCAACAAAGUAUAAAGGAGAGCGAUCGAGUAACAACUUCAACUGCUGCGAGCCAGGACGUCUAUAGACGAGAAAGCACAAACACCAAUGCAAGCACCGGCACCACGAGCGCCAGCACUAGCGCCAGCGCCACACGUCCAGGGUCGGAAGAAGCAGCAACAGCUGCCGCAGGAACAAGUACCCAAAGUAACCAAAGUACCCAACGAAGAGACAGAGAUAAACGCACGGGCAAGAAGAGACUGGUUUCGGGUGUAUUUGUGAGAUAUUGA